AUGAGACCAUUCCGCCCUCAUACCAUUCAUGUCUCUAUCAGGUCUAUAAGACGGCCGCUUCCAAGGAGCUUUAGUGCUAGCUAUUGCACGAUAAAGGAAGAUAGCAAUGACCUCUUCUCCUACACAUCUGGGCGGUUUGUGUAUAACGAGAGGAAGCAACUCCGCGACCGAUAUGUCGAAUUCGAUAUAUCAGCACUUAAAGAAGCAGUUACCGCGCACACAGGAUAUGGCAAAGUUACGAACAUCGCAAAACUUGGCGAAGGCGGAUUCAAUCGUGCAUUUCUCCUAACGUUGGAAAACGACGCCCAGGUAGUUGUCAAGACACCUUAUCACCUUUCAGCACCUAAGAAAUAUGCAACAGCAAGCGAAGUAGCCACGUUACGUUUCUUACGUUCAAAGGGUAUCCCAGUUCCGAAAGUCUAUGGCUGGUCAUCUACAGAUAAAAAUGCUGUUGGAACGGAAUACAUCAUUAUGGAAUUUGUAUCCGGUAUAAGUCUAGAUACCAAGUGGUUUGAUAUGACCAAACCACAGCAACGUGAUCUAACAGUUGAGAUUUUUGAGAUAGAGAAAAAGUUGAUGGGCAUACCAUUUGGGUCUAUUGGAAGCAUAUACUUCAAGAGUGAUAUCCCACCUUCGAAGCAGGCUGAUCUCUAUCUUACUGGAACGCCAGACCCUGAAGAGGAUUGCCGUGAAUAUUGCAUUGGACCCAUAGCCGAUUACAUGUUCUGGCAAGGUGAACGUUCCGAGUCAAAUACGGAUUCUGGCCCAUGGAACGACCCGCAUGAAUAUCUUUUGGCAAUUGGGAGACGUGAGAUUCAGUGGACACAACAAUACGGAAAGCCCAUCGAGAAAAGAUUUCCGUACAAUACAAUCCCUCCUAGCGAGGAGUCCCAUCACGACUAUUUGGCUCUAUUAAACAAAUAUCUAGCAAUUGCGCCGUUUCUCCUCCCUACAAACCCCAGGGAUCCUAACAACUUACCUACAAUUCGCCACCCAGAUCUCUCACCUGUGAAUAUUUUUGUGUCUCCUGGAGACUUGAAAAUCACCUCUAUAAUAGACUGGCAACAUACUGUUAUAACACCACUGCUACUGGCCGCUGGCCACCCUCGCCUAUUCGAAAAUCCUGAUGCAGAACCACCAGAAAGCAUAGAAGAACCAAAACCACCCGAGGGAUAUGACGCUUUGGACCCUGCAGCGAAAAGCCAGGUUGAUGAGCUUCUUCGCCGUCGACACCUUUAUUAUCUCUACCGCAUCUUUAACGGGGCUCGGAACAAGCCACAUUUGGCCGCAUGUGCAGACCCGUUUCUUCUACCCCGACAGCAUCUUGUUGACUACGCCGGGCGCCAAUGGACUGGUAACCUGAUGACUUUGCGGGGUGCCCUCAUACGUAUGAGCCAGUACUGGCCGCUCCUACAAAGUAACGGUUCCACAUGUCCUAUUGAAUUCACUGAGGUUGAGCUACAAAAUCACUUCGAGCAUGAACCAACAUGGUUUGAAUACACCGCCCUUGUUAAUUAUUGGCGCGAAGAGAUGGGAGGUAUGAAUGAUGAGGGAUGGGUACAGUCAGAGGUAUAUGACCACGCUGUGGAAAAGAACAAGGAGCUCAAGACACACUUCUACGAUGGUGCCGAUGCGGAUGAGGUUGAGAAGGUUACCCUGGGUUGGCCAUUUCAAGACACGGAAGAGAGUGCUCAAUGA
Arthroderma uncinatum is the source of this 1698-nucleotide messenger RNA. RefSeq lists its product as uncharacterized. Gene Ontology annotation, cellular component: mitochondrion. The record is from RefSeq and is a predicted model, not a curated record. NCBI's taxonomy places the organism in Eukaryota, Fungi, Ascomycota, Eurotiomycetes, Onygenales, Arthrodermataceae. Bases 1 to 1698 code for a protein of 565 amino acids. The transcript is spliced from 4 exons.